CGUGGAACCCGACUGCCACUCGAGUCUGAGAGCGAGGUUUCUUCCUGCGGUCUGACGAGGAAACGUCCCUCCUGUCCCCGCUUCUCCCGAUCUUCAGCUUUCGACUUACCUUACGCCUCAAGGUCUUUCCAACUUCCCCUCAGGUCUCACAUUGAAGUUCUACCUCCCAGUCAUCACAUUUUCCGUUGAAUCGGCUUUUUGGAGACAGAACAACUUUGCGUCAUUCCAAGAUCCUCAACGCCAUUAUUUGCUCCCCAGAGGCACUCCUGUCCACUGACUUUGCUCGCGAGAACAGUUCUAUUCUCGAGAUUUGUCCUGGAGACGCCAGUCAAAUCACUACCAUCGUCAUCUAUCACUUCUUUCCAGGUUGGAUGCAGUUUAGUUAUCGGAUCUGCUCAUCGUUGGAGUGAGGAUGGCAUCUACCAGUUCCAAUAGUGACGGAAGACCAAAACGGAAAAGGCUCGCGAAAGCUUGUGACGCCUGCCAUAAGUCCAAGAGACGUUGCGAUGGCGUGUCACCUUGCGCCAACUGCUUCUUUGCAUCCAAGACAUGCACUUAUACUGACAGCAAUGGAAGGCCAGUCCCAGCGCCUCGGUCAGCGGCUGAACAACCCUCUCAUUCUCAUAACCCGCCUCAGUCGCAGCCAUAUUAUCCUGUUCUAACAAAGCGUCAUCGACCAGAUGCUCCUAAUGCGGUUUCCCAGUCUCAACCAACUGAGCAGCGUCCGCACGUUCCUAUGGAACUCGAUGGCAGUCUCACACGUGAACUCACCAAUCUUUUCUUCACUCACUGUCACCCCGUGUUAGCCACUAUCCAUAAACCGUCCUUUACCAACGCCUUGUCGCUCAAUCAAGUACCACCUCACCUUUUAUUCGCUAUCUGUGCUCUUGCAGCUCGGUUCUCCAAGCAGCCCUCUCUUCGCGCGAGUCGUAACCGUUUCUCAGGACGCGCUUUUGCGGAUGAAGCACGCAGGCUGAUGUUUGAAGAUCACGAUGCAGUGGGUAGGCUGAUUGUUCCACCCAGUCUGCCUACGGCUCAAGCUUUGUGCAUCUUGUCUAUCUUUGAAAUUCUCUCGAGAAACCAUCAAGUUGACCCUAAUGGACAGCCCGGCACGACAGAGGGUGACAGGUCCGAACUACAGGAUCGGGUACAAUGGGCUAGAGGUGAAAGGUAUAGGGACCUAACACUUCACGUCGUCCAUGCACUUGGUGCACACAUGCCCGACCCUCCUCUGUUGACUCCCGUUCCCUCGCAAUCAUUCAUCGAGAGUAGCAUUGAACGCGAAUCCGUUCGCCGUGUUUUUUGGUUGGUUUACCUCGUCGACUUACUUCGAGGAAUAUAUUACCGGUUUGACGAUGCUAAGCUGGGUCGUAGUGGAAAUGGAUAUGCUGGGACUGGGAUUAACCCAGAACACACUGGGAAUUUCCCACAAGCAACCUCUGGCUUUGAUCCCAAUUUUGGUCCCGCUUCAGCAUCACCACAGCCGCCGCCUAAUUUCCCUCCACCAUCCUUGGCCAGUGCACUAGGUUUUAACGAGGGCGUGAUGGGGUUUAGUGAAGUGGAGCUGAAAAUUCGCCUUCCAUCCGAUGAAACGAGCUUUGAACUUGGUACCAUCCACGAGAGUAUACCUGAAUACCUACAUCUGUCUGCACCCCACUCUCCAGACGCAUCCGAACUAGGGCACGUCAUGCGUGUUAUGACCAUACACCAAAGAGUCGAACAAGCUUUAUCAGAGUUGAUAUUCAGACCAGUUCCACAACAUCCGUCCUUUGACCCAACAUUUGACCCCUCACUCUCUUCUCGAUCCCAUCCCCAGCCAGAGUCAUUCCAUCCUCACCUGGUCUCGCACUCUAUCGAUACACAUCCCGACAAACAUCCCCACGCCCAAAACGGCUCACAACGCCCGCUCAACAAGCAAAGCCAGAGACACCUGGCGGCUAUCCACAGAUUGUCGGAGUGUAGCCGUGUCCUGGACGAAUGGGCUGAAUCCUUACCCCAUCAGCUCCGUUUCACAGAAACUAAUCUGCAUGUACACAAGUCGAUGUUUGAAACUUCGAGCAACACAAGUGCCUGGUGUUUUGCCUGUAUGCAUGCACUUUACGCGAGCUGCUCGAUUGCACUCGCCGUGGGGUUUCGGGGUAUACGCGUUGACAGUACAAGAGGAUCGGAGACAGGCAGUAAUGGAGCGAAACCUGGCGACAAAACGGCUGACAGGAAUGAUCUGUCUUGGGCUGUGGAAAGACUGCAUAUCAUCUUGGAGCUGGUCGGAGAGCGAGCCAAGUUCAGUACGAUGCUGGGCGUCGUUAUCUGGCCAUUACUCAAGUACGUACACAAGAACGAUGCUGAGAUGAAAUACUGGGAGGAAUUGUUUGAGGAUUAUACUGGUGUACGCAUGACCAAGCUCACCGGCUCGAGGUGGGAAGAGCAAGCAAAAGUUCCUGUGCUCGUAUCACUAGCAACAGGGCAAACAUCCUCCAAUGCCUAUGCUUUAACGAGUCUGGCCUCCACAUCUACCUCUUUCGAACCUAACCUUCCUGGACAAAGCGGUACUCACGAUUUAGACUCUCUACCCGGAGCUUUACCCUUGGAUGGACACCUAGGUAUCGCACCUAGUCUAGUGUCUACUCCGGUCUUUUCACAUCAAACUCAAACUCAGCCUUCCACCUCUCUUCCUUCUCUCAAAUCAAGCGGCCUCCUAGAAUGGCAGGGCUCCUUGGUAUCUCAUCCUCCUACGCACUCUCCCACUCCCUCCCCACCACAUUCACAACCUUCUAUCUCACAACACAACGUCAAUCUACCUACCUCAGACGUGCAACAGCAAUCGUCAACGCCAAACGAGAGUGGUGCACAAGGGAGAGUGGGGUUAUCGUGGAUGAUGAACAGUUGA
This is a messenger RNA of Marasmius oreades (fairy-ring Marasmius), 2887 nucleotides long. RefSeq lists its product as uncharacterized. NCBI's taxonomy places the organism in Eukaryota, Fungi, Basidiomycota, Agaricomycetes, Agaricales, Marasmiaceae. The record is from RefSeq and is a predicted model, not a curated record. Gene Ontology annotation, biological process: DNA-templated transcription; regulation of DNA-templated transcription. The transcript is spliced from 10 exons. Gene Ontology annotation, cellular component: nucleus. The coding region runs from base 413 to 2887 and encodes 824 amino acids. Gene Ontology annotation, molecular function: zinc ion binding; DNA binding; DNA-binding transcription factor activity, RNA polymerase II-specific.